Aspergillus welwitschiae is the source of this 1842-nucleotide messenger RNA. RefSeq lists its product as uncharacterized. The coding region runs from base 6 to 1694 and encodes 562 amino acids. The transcript is spliced from 7 exons. Gene Ontology annotation, biological process: regulation of DNA-templated transcription. Gene Ontology annotation, cellular component: nucleus. NCBI's taxonomy places the organism in Eukaryota, Fungi, Ascomycota, Eurotiomycetes, Eurotiales, Aspergillaceae. Gene Ontology annotation, molecular function: zinc ion binding; transcription cis-regulatory region binding; DNA-binding transcription factor activity, RNA polymerase II-specific. The record is from RefSeq and is a predicted model, not a curated record.
CCGAAAUGUCCGCUCCUGACGCUCGACAUCUCAAGGCCUGCAGGCCGUGCUCCAAAGCCAAGGUCCGCUGCGACCCCGGUCCGACCGAUGCUUGCCAAAGAUGUCAUCGCCUGGGGAAAGAAUGUACCAGGCAGCCUUCAAAACCGCACACGGUAAAGCGGCAUAAUGUGUCUAGUGACGUUGGACGACUAGAAAAGAAGCUUGAUGAUGUAACUUCACUACUCACGGCCUCACAAAGGUACAUAGAAAGCAUCGGCGGCAGCAAUCCUAGUCCAUUGUCUGCCACUGAUAGUGGUUUGGUCAUUCCUCCUGUAUUAGAUGAGGAUGUGGAGAAAAUGCUCGCAGAUUUCAAUGAGCGUAUCUCAAGGUUUCUUCCAUUUGUGAUACGCUCGCCUCGCAUAGGUCUUGAUGAUUUACGCACCAUUAAGCCAUUCUUGAACUUGGUUAUUCCAGCGGUUGUCUGUCAACGUGGAUCUGCACAGGCGGCUCAUUCGAUCAGAGCUAGAGAUUACUGGAUGGAGCAUAUGCUAGCUAACGGGGAGCAUAGCUUGGAUCUACUUCAGGGAUUCCUUGCGUACCUUGGCUGGACGCAGACCAUGGUGCCUGCGCCGCGUUCGACGAUGAUCAAUAACUAUCUCCAUAUUCUGGAGGCGCAGGUGAUCAACCUCGAUUUCCACCGGGAGAAUAAAAUGUGUACUCCGGGCACGGUAUUCUCCUACCUCCGGGUCUUCAAUUAUGAUGAACGCAUGCGCAGUUCCCGCACCUUAGAGGAACUGAGGGCUUACCUUGGAUGCUACUAUAUGGUCAAUAUGCUCUCAUUAUGCCUCGGAGAAAAAGAGCCCAUGGAAUAUAUGACAUCCACAGACGACUGCUGUCGUAGAAUUCAAGAAGCAGCCGAAUGUGAAACCGACCCAUACCUCCUUCAACUAGUCCGUAUAGCCCACCUGGGCGAGAAAAUUUAUCGCGCUGUCCAGUACCACGAAAAGGACAUUCCUACCGGUCUAGCACCAAAAACCAUGGCAAUACGCUGGUUACAGAAGGAACUUCAGCAACUCAAAGAUUCAUAUUCGGGUGAUUUCAUUCAAUCUCUAAUUCUCAAUCUACACUACCAUACCCUAGAGAUACUUCUAUACCGCAUAGCCCUAGAGCGCGACUUCGGAGACGCAACCUUCAACAACUAUCCUCUAACCCAAAUCGACGUCCUGUGCGCCUGUCUAAACGCCACACGAUCUCUAUUUGACACCCUCCUCUCCAUCCCACCCAUACUCUACCUCCAACUCCCAUACACCUGCUGGACGCAAAUCGGCCACGGGCUCGCCAUCCUCUCCCGCCUCCUCGUUCACAAUGACCCCACGGGCUGCUGGGACCGCGAGUGGGCCCGGCAGACAAUAAGCUUCGAAGACACCGUCGAUACUUUCUCGAUCAAAGUCGAUGAAGCUGUUGCGCAGGCGUUGGCUGAACAUAUGCAUGUCCCACCUAUCUUCAACCACAUUAAAGCUAGGACGAUCAUGUGGAAAGAGGCGCAUCAGGCGCGUUGCGCUACUAUGGAUAGAUGGAGGUGGAAUCAGGAGCAGGCCCAGAUGGCGGCUUCUUCUGGGGGUGGUGUUGGAGUUAAUGUGGAUGGAGUGGGCUCCGAUGUCAGUAUGGAGGAUUUGUUGGCUAUGGGGCCGAUUUGGAAUUUGUUUAGUUUGUAGUAUGCGUAGAUGGGUAUUUCGCGAGCUUGUGAGACUGCAGGAAUGGCCGGUGUAACGCGGUGUGUAUCUAUCUCAGCCCAGUAGGGAUGCUGUCAUUCACUUGUAAUGAUUCUAAUGGGGUCGUAGAUUAGAUUAACCCGGCAGUUCA